AUGUCUUCGUCCGACCUGCUGCAGCGACUUCGAUGCUGGGCACUGACACUGAGCGUGGCCGUGGUGGCCGCGGUCAUCUUUCAUUCGGUGCAAAUCUAUCCUUGGUACAGGCUCUUCCUCGCUGAAUCUCAGCCAUGGUAUUUGGAGCGCAUGCCUCCAGCAGCAAUCUCGCAGCAAGGACCUUGCUUUCUCCCCAAAAGCGCUGCUUCAGAGUCUCCACAAAGCGAGGCCGUUGCGCCGAUUGGGUCGUCCCGAGAGGUAGGCUCGAAUCAGCACAUUUGCUUCCACUAUGCGUCUCGCUUUGAACCUUACCUGGCAGAAGCAUGGGGCAACACGUACAUGGACAAGACGCAAGUGCGACUCGGCCUGCAAGACAAGGCUGUCAUCACAAACGAUCUCUUGUGGUACGCGAACUUGUUGGCCGAGCAUGACCCCUUACAAUAUCCACACGUCGACUGGUCCAAGCUCUCCCCAUCACAGUCUUGCACAGCAAAUCAAAACGGCAUCAGACCGAACGUUACGAGAAAGGCAGAGGGCACCAAGUCCCGGACGGCUAUUGUCCUUCGCCUCUAUCAGCACUUCAAGUGGACGCAGGACGCUGUCCUUCACCUGCGCGCCCUUGUCUGGGAGCUGCGGACCGCUGAUCUCCCGUUCAAUGUUGAUGUGCAUCUUCUGCUCGAGGUCAAGGAUGCGGCAUCCCAUGUCGCCAUGUUCAGCGCUUCUGGCCGAAAGACGAUCCUUCGAGGCAGCGUUCCCAUCGAGUUCUGGCCCAUGGUCUCUCUGUGGAGCGAGAAGGAGAUGACGCUGCGCUAUCCGCUUUAUGGCGACUUCCGCGCUGGUAUCGACGCAGCCGGCUCGUAUCGUGGCUGCUUGCUGGCAUUGCAACGCUUUGCAGUCGAGCACUCCGAGUACGACAGUGUCGUCAACUGGGAGAUGGACACACGCUUCACUCACACAUACGAUCGACUACUGGACUCUAUCCAUACGUACGCUUACCAGAAAAGCGGGCAGACAUAUGCCCGUUGGCCAGUGCAAGGUGGCGAUCUCGACAGCUCCAGCAAGCCCGGUGCAGCAUGCGAAAACAAAACCGCCGACGUGAUUGUCUUUUCUCCUGUUCGUGAUCCACGUGGCUCAGGCUGGUAUUGGGAGUACGAUGUGCAAGGAUACCCAAGUAUGCGGUCUACGCCACGAGCUGCCUCUGUUGGCACCAACCUCUGGCUAAGCAGGCGAGCUGUCUUGGCUCUAGAGAACGUGACGGCCAAUCAGCAUCAAUCGUUCUUUUGCGAGGCGAUGGCUCCCAGUCUCGUAUUCGUCCCAACCGAUCUCGCCAGCGAAGGACGCGAUGAUCUCUGUGCGGAGCAGAUAAAGCUGGUUCAUUACCCUCACCCAGUCGCUUUCAAGUACGAAGCGUCGCCGGCGAAGCUCGAUCAGUUGCUGAAUCCGCCAAGGGCGGCCCUAUCCAAGUAUCACGAAGAAGCGCCCAAAGAUACUUCGUACUACUAUACGUCCACGAUCGCAGGCAAAAUCUACACACGCUGGCAAUCACAGGUGGACGCGUGCAUCCAGCCGUUGCUGCUGCAUCCCAUCAAGAGCCAUAGUGUGCUGGGCAGGUUCAGGGCGACAUCAAACGCUAUCUGGGCCGCACAUUUGAUCCACGAGGGCAAGUAUCACUCUUCCGGUGGGACCUUGAACGUCCUCGCUACGUCAGCAAAAGACCCUGGAUCAUGA
This is a messenger RNA of Sporisorium graminicola, 1728 nucleotides long. RefSeq lists its product as uncharacterized. The transcript has 2 exons. Bases 1 to 1728 code for a protein of 575 amino acids. Lineage: Eukaryota; Fungi; Basidiomycota; Ustilaginomycetes; Ustilaginales; Ustilaginaceae. The record is from RefSeq and is a predicted model, not a curated record.